AUUCAAUUCUUAUAUGAGACGACAAACAUACACAAAUCAGUUUUUCUGACUCAGAUUUCACAUUUGUAAAAACUCAGUUGUUCAUUGGUAAUCUUCUGGAUUCGCUAAUUUAAAGUUUAACUGUCUUCUGUAAGCUGAUUUGUUUAUCUUCUUGUUAUCUACAAGAAAUGUUUGCAGGACUGAAUUCCAGCUUAGGAUCUCCUCCAGGAGCGAUGGAUAAUCGUCCCGAGCUGUACGAGGAGGUCAAGCUGUACAGAAAUGCGAGGGAUCGUGAAAAAUUCGACAAUAUGGCGGAUCUCUUCUCCAUCCUGACGACGUUGCAACAGUUGGAGAAGGCCUACAUCAGGGACUGCGUCAAACCCAAAGAGUACACCUCCGCUUGUUCCAAACUCCUAGUCCAGUUCAAAGCCGCCUUUAAACUUGUCCAGGGUUACGAGGAUUGUCCAAAUAUUGAAGCCUUCGUCAGGAUGUAUAAGCUGGAUUGUCCUGCAGCACUUCAACGGAUAAAAGAAGACAGACCAAUAACUAUUAGGGAUGAUAAAGGCAAUACGAGCAAAUGUAUUGCGGACAUUGUUGCUCUAUUCAUUACACUUAUGGACAAAGUAAGACUGGAUCUUCGAGCAAUGGAUCAACUACAACCCGAUCUUAGAGACCUCAUGGAGACUAUGAACCGCUUGAGUAUUCUUCCUAGCGAUUUUGAAGGAAAAGAAAAGGUCCAAGGUUGGGUGGAUACGUUUGCCAAAAUGUCUGCUUCUGACGAACUUUCAGAGGAACAGGCUAGACAACUAACUCAUGAUUUGGAAGGAUCGUACAAUGCCUUUAACCGCUUGCUCCACCAAGAGGACUAAUAAAAACUAAUUUAGUCCCCUCGUCAAUAUAUUUCGUUCGAAACCAGACUGCGUAAACUUAUUUGUUUAUCGAUGACCCUCUAUUCCUUGCUAUACUUGGCUUGUAUCGCAAUUAUAAAUAUACAUAUGUUGUGUACAUUCUAAUUAUUUAAUUAUUUAUGAUUAAUCAAAAUUGUGAUAAAUCACAAUCAUAAUGAAAGCGAUUUUCUUGUGUACAUACGUCUGAUAAAUACCUGUGCCCAUAUAGUUUUCUAAUACGUUUUCUUUCUCGUCUCUUUUGUAAAUUACAUGAUUGCUGAAUAAUACGUACGCCAUAAUAUGUUACCACCUUCUGUAGUAAAUUGGAUUUCAAAACAAUCUGAUUUAGUCUUAGUUUUGCUUUCUAGACGGUCGAUUCGAAAAUUCAUUUAUCAAUCAAUGUAAGAAUUAAAGAAAUACAUGCACACGCAUAUAUGUUUUAGCAUAUCAUUGGUGAUAUUUAUUGUAACACUGAAAACGUCUGAGGACGUCUGUCACUUUCUCCGUGUGAAAUAAAUGUUGCGAAAGUUUA
Molecule: messenger RNA, 1398 nt
Organism: Folsomia candida
Lineage: Eukaryota; Metazoa; Arthropoda; Collembola; Entomobryomorpha; Isotomidae
Gene: Vps28
Product: vacuolar protein sorting-associated protein 28 homolog
Exons: 4
Coding region: 168-848 (226 amino acids)
Biological process (GO): protein transport to vacuole involved in ubiquitin-dependent protein catabolic process via the multivesicular body sorting pathway
Cellular component (GO): ESCRT I complex
Molecular function (GO): protein-containing complex binding
Source: RefSeq, a predicted model, not a curated record